AUGGUGCAGGAGUUGGAGAAGGACGCUUUCAGCGAAGUCCACCCAGAAGGCCUCACUCCUCCUCUUAUAAGCCUGAUUCAGCGUGAGCGAAUGCUGAAUAUUUUCAGCGAAGGGCUGUUGGAACCAUUCACGCAGACCCUGCUCAACAAGGCUGUCAAGACGUGCGCGAACGGCGCUUCGUGCCGACUGCCGUUUGCCGGCAGGUGCUGUGUAUGCACGCUUCCCCUCCCAUGCGAAGAAAUGAGCCAUAACUAUAAGAACGAGCUAAUUCUCCUGGGGCUCUAUGAGGAUUCGGCCGUGGACGCGGCAGGAGCAGACGGCACUGCCUCACCCGCCGAAUACUACACCAGGUCUCUGCAAGUUAGCCUCCGAGAGACCCUGGCUGACAUUGGCCUCCAUUGCCAACCGCGAUCCGGCGCCUCUCACCAGGGCGUGUGGACGUCCACGACAGCCGGCCGCCGACCUAAAGGCGGAAAUGUCUCGGCACCCAGCCAGUCACACACGGCUGGGCUUCACAGAGGGUCUGAGUCGUCAACGAAACUUGUGGGCGAAACUCAGUCACUAUGGUGUGAAAAUGAGUCAGACCGAAGGGAGGCUGUGCCAUCACCCAUCGAGUGCGACUCAAGCGUUCCAGCUGCUGAAGCCACAGCCGGCUACCGUUACGAAGCGCGGCUGUCCUCAGCAAUGACGGGGAAACCAUCCAACGCGACGACGUCGCCGACUCUGCCAACGGAUAACAAGCUCUCAGGCCUAAGGCGAAGCUAUCGAGAUGCCCUUUUGGAGCCCCUUCAGCUGCGGUCGCCUCAAAACUCUUCGUUUGCCCCACGGGAUAGGCCAUCCGGUGACAGAGAUUUCUCUCCAUUCAGUGUCCUCUAUCUGGCAGCUGGCAGCCCGAGAACUCAGAUGGAUGACACUAACGACAGAUUUUUUGCUGGAUGCCUUCCGGAGCGUUACCGGCGCGACCGCGAAGUGGCAGUGGAGUCUCUCGAUAAUAAGAGAAAGACGAAAGAAGUUGAGGCAGCUCAGAUUGCCAAACUGCUUGCGAUAGAAAAGUACAAGGAGCGCAAACUCGAUGCCAGACUAAAGGAGCUUCGCGAGAGAAUGCAAAAGGAGCUUCAGAACCAGAGCUACCUCCAAGAAAAAGAGAAAAAGCGGGAGCUGCGAAACAGAUUUCUUCGCAGACAAAUUGAGGAGUACUACCGACAGAGAGAGACAGAAAUAACCAAGAAACGAGGGGCGGGGUUUAGGAGAAUCAGACAAACGCUACACUUGAGCUCAGAGGACGGCGAUGUGGAAAACCCUUCAGAGUUCAGAGGCAAGGCGGUGUUGACAAGAGGGCGAGAUCGACUUGAGCGUGGCAGAACUAAAGGUGAAAAUGCGCGCGACUCUUGCAACCCCGGAAAUGCGUACAGUCGUGGGAGUCCGCCAGCCGCGUGUCCCUACCUCUGCGACGACUGCAGACAACGGGCUAUCCAAGAUGCGCCUGUCAAAGCAGCAGAUGACGCGCUUCCUGAGUUGCAGCAGGGAGAAGGAACCGCGCCGCUGCAACAGCCCUCCGUCGAUCCAGUUUACCCUGGAACCUCACAAAGCCCCGGCAUGCUUCCUCACCUGCCGACCGCACCAUCGCAGCCGUACCCUGACCGUGAACAAGAACAGUUUCCCGCGCGCGGACCUAGGGGUACUACGCAGAUGCCCGGCGACCCCGUUUGCCCGCCGCCCCUUCACAACGUGCACCUGGCGGCCGCAGCCAAUGAGAUUGAACACCUGCUUGCAGCGUCGGCUGAUGACCUCGUAUACGCUUCAUCUUGGUCGUGGCCUUCGUUCCAGUGCGGUGGCCUUCCCGGGUACGGUCUCAAGCCAGACCGACUUCCUGACCCUACGUUGAAGACUGCGAGCAGUUUCCCUUUCUAUGCCUCGAACCAGCGAAAGCAACCGCUUAAGAAAAGAAGGGUGUCUCAACUGGUCCACGCAUACAGCGCGAACAACUGGACGAAGAAAAACGGAACCGCAAGAAAGGCGAACCAGAAGACAGAGGAUGUUUUCACUUUCGGCGCGCGACAAGAUACAUCAUAG
Besnoitia besnoiti is the source of this 2073-nucleotide messenger RNA. RefSeq lists its product as uncharacterized. The record is from RefSeq and is a predicted model, not a curated record. Lineage: Eukaryota; Apicomplexa; Conoidasida; Eucoccidiorida; Sarcocystidae. The transcript is spliced from 8 exons. Bases 1 to 2073 code for a protein of 690 amino acids.